Messenger RNA from Exophiala aquamarina CBS 119918, 2799 nucleotides. Its product is annotated as hsp98-like protein. NCBI's taxonomy places the organism in Eukaryota, Fungi, Ascomycota, Eurotiomycetes, Chaetothyriales, Herpotrichiellaceae. Bases 1 to 2799 code for a protein of 932 amino acids. Gene Ontology annotation, molecular function: ATP binding; ATP hydrolysis activity. Gene Ontology annotation, cellular component: cytosol; cytoplasm. Gene Ontology annotation, biological process: cellular response to heat. The record is from RefSeq and is a predicted model, not a curated record. The transcript has a single exon.
AUGGCUUCAGCAAGCGGGCCACAGUUUACGGAUCGAAGUGCAAAGGCACUGACCGACGCUGCGAACCUGGCAGAGCAAUAUGCACACUCCCAGAUCCUCCCAGUGCAUCUCGCAGUCGCCCUCUUCGAUCCUGCCCCCGAUGAAUCCAAAGAUCAGCAAACUACCAUGAAUGCCUCUCAGGCACAUGCUUCUGCACCCCUCUUCAAACAAGUCGUAGAGCGAGCACAUGGUGACUUGCAACUACUCGACAGGGCUCUGAAGAAGCAGCUCGUGCGGCUGCCCAGCCAGGACCCCCCUCCAGACCAUGUCACCAUGUCUCCAAGCCUCUCAAAGGUAAUCAGAUCUGCCCAGGAACUCCAGAAGACGCAAAAGGACAGUUUUGUUGCCAUAGAUCACCUCAUCACAGCCCUCGCACAAGAUACAAAGAUCCAAGAGUGCCUCCGGGAGGCCAAUAUUCCCAACAAUAAACUUAUCGAUGCUGCCAUUCAGCAAAUUCGAGGCACGAAACGUGUCGACUCGAAGAAUGCUGACUCGGAGGAGGAGAAUGAAAACCUCAAGAAAUUCACAAUCGACAUGACCCAAUUGGCCAGAGAAGGCAAACUGGAUCCUGUUAUUGGCCGUGAGGAGGAAAUCCGUCGUGUUGUUCGAAUCCUGUCCAGGAGAACCAAGAACAACCCAGUCCUCAUCGGUGAACCGGGUGUUGGAAAAACCACAGUCAUUGAGGGCCUGGCCCAACGGAUCAUAAAUGCUGAUGUUCCUGCCAACCUUGCUGCUUGCAAACUGCUCUCACUCGAUGUGGGAUCUCUGGUUGCAGGCAGUAAAUACCGGGGUGAGUUUGAGGAGAGAAUGAAGGGUGUGCUCAAAGAGAUUGAAUCCUCCAACGAGACCAUUGUCUUAUUUGUCGACGAAAUCCAUCUUCUCAUGGGCGCUGGCUCAAGUGGUGAGGGUGGUAUGGAUGCCGCCAAUCUCCUCAAGCCUAUGUUGGCACGUGGACAACUCCAUUGCAUUGGUGCCACCACCCUUGCUGAAUAUCGGAAAUAUAUCGAAAAGGAUGCUGCUUUUGAACGAAGGUUCCAGCAAGUCUUGGUAAAAGAGCCCACAGUGGCAGAGACGAUAUCCAUUCUCCGUGGCUUGAAAGAGCGAUACGAGGUGCAUCACGGUGUUACCAUACUCGACGGGGCCAUUGUUGCCGCCGCUUCAUUGGCUGCCCGUUAUAUCACUUCUCGACGAUUACCCGACUCUGCUGUCGACCUGAUAGAUGAAGCUGCAGCUGACGUUCGGGUAAUCAGGGAAUCUCAGCCUGAAGUUCUUGACAAUCUCGAACGACGCCUCCGACAACUCGAAAUCGAAAUCCAUGCUCUACAGCGAGAAACAGAUCCAUCAUCAGCCCAACGAUUGGAGGAAGCCAAACGUGAGGCUGCAAACACCAAAGAAGAGCUUGAACCACUAAAAGAGCACUAUGAGCGUGAAAAAGCUCGCUCCAGAGAAAUUCAAGAGGCAAAGAUGAAGCUCGAACAAUUGAAGAACAAAAGGGAUGAGGCUGAGCGUUCCAAUGAUCUACAAACUGCCUCAGACUUGACCUACUACGCGAUCCCCGAUACCACCGCCAAGAUCAAAGCUCUUGAAGCUGCCAGGGCACAGGCAGAUGCAGAGCAACACAUCAGACUCGGAACUUUGGGCGAGGCAUCCCCAACCGACGCAGUUGGUCCCGAACAGAUUCAAGCAAUCGUUGCCAAACAGACGGGUAUCCCGAUCACGAGACUUCGAGCUUCAGAGAAGGAAAAGAUUCUUCAUAUGGAACAGCACCUACAGAAGAUAGUUGUUGGUCAGAAAGAAGCCGUUAGAGCCGUGUCCAAUGCCAUCAGACUUCAAAGAUCAGGGCUUGGGAAUCCCAAUCAACCACCCAGUUUCCUCUUCUGUGGUCCAUCGGGUACCGGCAAGACGCUUCUGACAAAAGCGCUUGCCGAGUUCUUAUUCGACGACGCAAAGGCUAUGAUCCGCCUAGAUAUGUCAGAAUACCAAGAACGUCACUCAUUGUCAAGAAUGAUCGGUGCGCCACCUGGUUAUGUUGGACACGAUGCUGGUGGUCAACUCACAGAAGCUCUCAGACGUCGGCCAUUUUCAAUCUUAUUGUUCGAUGAGGUUGAGAAAGCUGCGAAAGAGGUUCUAACCGUUCUGCUACAACUCAUGGAUGACGGCAGAAUUACGGAUGGUCAAGGCAGAGUGAUCGACGCAAGAAAUUGUAUUGUUGUGAUGACCAGUAACCUCGGCGCUGAGUAUCUCGCCCGGAACAAUGCUCCUGAUGGCCGCAUCGACCCAACCACCAAAGAAUUGGUCAUGAACGCCCUUCGAAACUGGUUCUUACCAGAGUUCUUGAACAGAAUCAGUUCAAUUGUGAUUUUCAACCGGUUAACCAGGCGUGAGAUUAGAAAGAUCGUGGAUCUCAGAUUAAAUGAAAUCCAGAAACGUCUUGAAGCCAAUGACAAGAAGGUCACAAUCGAGGCCACUGAUGAGGUCAAAGACUACUUGGGAGCUGCUGGAUACUCACCUGCUUAUGGCGCUCGCCCACUGCAACGGUUGAUUGAAAAGGAGAUCCUCAAUCGCCUUGCAGUUCUUAUGCUCCGAGGGGCCAUCAAAGACGGUGAAACAGCACGCGUCGAGCUAGAUGAUGGUAGAAUCGUUGUCCUGCCCAACCACACCGACAGUGACAUGGAUGACGAUGAGGAUAUGAUCGACGAUGACGAUGCGAUGUUGGAACUUGAAGAUGGCGCCAAUGGGAAUAUGGACCUUUACGAAUAA